UGAACAGGUAGCAAGACGUUAGAGUCUCUGCCCUCUCUCUUGAAGCGCUACCUGGUUGCUGCAUUGCUGACGAUUUACCGCGACAUAGAAUGACGCGGCAGCUCACUCGCUCGUUGUUGAUCGCUCAACGAUACCAUGUGGGCAUUCCAACACUACUGUAAGGACGAUUAUACAACGUGGUGAUAAGUUACUGGAAUUAAUCAGAAUAAUGACUUUGGAUCACUCUCUUGUGGCAUCGAGAACAUAGGUAGAUAGAUAAUGAGUGAUAAACUUCUCUUAAUUAUCUCGUUAUUAAACGCACAAUACUGUUUAUCGGUAUUUAUGUGUCGUCAGUGAAUGGAGCAAUUGAUAUAAAUAAAAAUACAUUGUCAUUCGUGUCUCUUUCUGCGAAGGAAAUAAAAGUUAUUCUUCUCGGGAUAUUAAAGGAUAUGCAUAAAAUUAUUUUAAGCAAAAUCCAUAAAUGGUGCAAUUUUAGUUCGUGGUUAUCAUGGUGUUCAUAAAAAGAUAACAAAACGUAAGCAAUGUCAUUAGUUGACUUCUCGCGGAGGUCUCUAAUCGCCCCAAAGUCCUCCAUCCUCGACCGACAGUCCGGUUGCACCGGGCGACGAAGCGAACACCGAAUCGUGAUUAAUGUUGGCGGUAUCAGGUACGAAACAUAUCGUUCAACGCUGAAGAACAUUCCCGACACUCGGUUGGCGUGGUUGACCAAUAGCCGUGGCCACAAUCCAGACUUUGACCCAGAAUCAGGAGAGUACUUUUUCGACCGACACCCAGGCGUGUUUAAUAUGAUUUUGAAUUACUACCGCACGGGGAAACUUCAUGCACCUACGGACGUGUGCGGACCCCUUUUUGAAGAAGAGCUGGCCUUCUGGGGGCUGGAUGAGAAACAAAUAGAGCCAUGCUGCUGGUCAAACUAUCGAGCCCAUCGAAAUGCCCAGGAAACCCUUGCAGAGAUGGAUGGUGGUGAGUCAACGCUCUAUGUUUGCUGUUAGCCUUGUUGUUUUGUUUAUCUUUAUUAA
Molecule: messenger RNA, 1019 nt
Organism: Mya arenaria
Lineage: Eukaryota; Metazoa; Mollusca; Bivalvia; Myida; Myidae
Product: potassium voltage-gated channel subfamily C member 1-like
Exons: 1
Coding region: 522-992 (156 amino acids)
Biological process (GO): potassium ion transmembrane transport; protein homooligomerization
Cellular component (GO): voltage-gated potassium channel complex
Molecular function (GO): delayed rectifier potassium channel activity; protein binding
Source: RefSeq, a predicted model, not a curated record